Molecule: messenger RNA, 1069 nt
Organism: Amaranthus tricolor (Joseph's coat)
Lineage: Eukaryota; Viridiplantae; Streptophyta; Magnoliopsida; Caryophyllales; Amaranthaceae
Product: 40S ribosomal protein S18
Exons: 5
Coding region: 427-885 (152 amino acids)
Biological process (GO): translation
Cellular component (GO): cytosol; small ribosomal subunit; ribosome
Molecular function (GO): RNA binding; structural constituent of ribosome
Source: RefSeq, a predicted model, not a curated record
CUCAAAAUUGAUACCUUUUAAGAUUAAAAUUGAAAAAAUCCCAGAAAAUGAAACAAAUACCCAAAUACCCAAAUUGAAUAAUAUUAAUUGUGCACGGUUGUUACAUGCGCGAAUUGAGCCGGCUCAAAUUAACGGUUUCAUUAUAAAGUUGUCUCUUCUAAGACUAGCUGUUUAAGAAUUUGUGUUUCAAAUAACCCAAAUAAACUUUGCUGACCAUCGGCUCUCAACCAGUGGUUUUUAAAUGGCCCAAGGCCCAUAUAGAAUCAGGAAUUUAGAUUUAGCUGAUUAAUAAAAACCCUAAUCUCUUGUUGAGAUUUCUCUCAUUCGCAAGCCGCCCUUCAUUCUUCUGUUCUACAAUUCUUCUCUUCAGAGAGUUCGUCGGUGAGAAGAAAUAGCAGCGGCUUGGAAGCCUCAACACUUUCGAAAAUGUCUUUGGUGGCGAAUGAAGAUUUCCAGCAUAUUUUGCGUUUGUUGAACACUAACGUUGACGGUAAACAGAAAAUCAUGUUUGCCAUGACCUCAAUCAAGGGUAUUGGAAGGCGUUAUGCCAAUAUUUGCUGCAAGAAAGCUGAUAUUGAUAUGAACAAGAGGGCUGGUGAGCUCACUGCUGCUGAGCUUGACAACUUGAUGACUGUUGUAGCAAACCCUAGGCAAUUCAAGAUCCCAGACUGGUUUCUCAACAGGCAGAAGGACUACAAGGAUGGUAGAUUCAGUCAGGUUGUAUCAAAUCAACUUGACAUGAAACUCAGGGAUGACCUUGAGCGUCUGAAGAAGAUCAGAAACCAUCGAGGUCUCCGUCAUUACUGGGGUUUGAGAGUUCGUGGUCAACACACCAAGACAACUGGUCGUAGGGGUAAGACUGUUGGUGUCUCCAAGAAGCGUUGAGGACUUGUGGUUGUUUCUUUAUGGAUUUUCUUUACAAAUUAUCUCUUGUUGUUAUCUAAACCUAGAAUGAGUAUGACACAAGUAAUGCUGUUUUGGCCCAUUGAGGCAGACUUUAUGUUAUUUUUGUAGAUCAUAGCUUUCAACUCUUGAUUCUUUGUUUGAAAGGGGUUGGUUUUUGCAGACA